GAGGUUUUCUUGAACUUCAUAAUAUUUUAGUAGUAGUAGUUUUUUUUUGUCCUGGUAUUACAUUCUGACAUUGAGUAAAAACUUUUUCUGUUUAGUGGCAACAUUGGCCCCAGCCGUGUAAUAUGGCCGCUACAGGCAAGAAAGGAAAGAAGCAGAAAUGGAUUCCUGCAAACAUCACAGACAUCCUUGCGGAACCCACGACCGUUCCCACCACUGCAAAUUGGGCAGACUCAGUUGAAGAGGAACAGGGAGAGCGCUAUGGGUCGCGCACGCGCGCGCCGGUACAGCUGCCGUCGGCGUCGCGGGCGGCGCGCGGCGGGCUGGCCGUGGACGACGAGUCCAUCCCGCACUCGCCGCCCUUCGUGGCGCACAUCUCCAACCUGCCCUACGAUGUGGAUGAGAGCGCCAUCACCGAGCUCUUUGAUGGCAUGCGGAUCAUCAACCUGAGACUCCCGAGGGAAGGUGACAGACUCAAGGGAUAUGGAUAUAUAGACUUUGAGGACAGGGAGAGCCUCAUCAAUGCUAUGAAUUUGGCUGAUCUGACAAUAAGCGGGCGAAGGAUCAGAAUAGAAGUGUCUACACAUGACUACGACCGGCGCAUGGGGCGCGGCGGCGGCCGCUCUGAUCGCGACAGGGAAUACGACCCGGAGCGCACGAUGGGCGACUGGCGGUCAGGCCCGCGCGCGCAGCCCGAGAACCGCGAGCGAGAGCGCGACCGCGACCGCCCCCCGCGCACCAUGGACCGAGAGGGCAUGCGCGAGCGGGAGAGGGACUCGAGUGCGGACAACAAGCCGGGCGGCUGGCGCGACGGCGACCGGCCGGCGGCCGAGCCCGCGCGCACGCCCUAUGGGGGACGGGACUCCUUCGGCAGGGACCGCGACGACAGAUAUGGAGCCCGCGACCGCGGCUUCGCCCGGGACGGCGAGGCGCCGCGCGGCGGGUACGGCGGCCGCGACGGCUUCCGCACCGCCGAGCGAGAUGGCGGAGCGUUCGGGAGCCGUGACCGCGACCGAGGCGGCUUCGGCGGACGAGGCUUCGGCGACAGAGACCGCGACCGGGACCCCCCGCCGCCUAGAGACGACAAGCCGCGCGAGCGCCCCAAGCUGAACCUGCUGCCGCGCACGGUGCCGCGCGAGACGGAGGCGCCCACCACGCCGGCCGACGGCGCGCCGCUCGAGGAGAAGAACGACAAGCCCGCGCCCAAGCCCGUCUCCAAGGAGAAGGUGUUCGGCGCUGCGAAGCCGGUCGAUACUGCUGCCAAGGAGAGAGAAAUAGAGGAGCGUCUUCGGAAGCAAGAGGAGGAGUCACGUCGCGCGACCGAGAGCAAGGACCGCUGGGGGCCCCGCAAGGACCAUUCCGGUGAUCGUCGAGGCGGUGCCAGACGCGACGACCGCGACCGCGGCGAGCGCGACUCGCGCAGCUACAACCGCGACCGGCAGGACUACCCGCGCGACGACCGCGACCGCCGCGACUACUCCAAGGACGAUCGCGACCGCCGCGACUACUCCAAGGAUAACCGCGACAGACGCGACUACUCUAAGGACGACCGCGACAGACGUGACUAUUCCAAGGAUGAUCGUGACAGACGCGAUUAUUCCAAGGACGACAAAGACAGGCGCGACGCGCCGCCGGCCCGCCGCGACUACUCGAAGGAGGACGCCGAGCGCCGCGACUACUCGCCGGAGCGGCGCCGCGAGCCCUCCGCCGAGCGCCGCCAGCCCUCCGGCGACCGCGACCUGCCGCGCGGACGCGACGAACACAGGAAUGGAAAGGACGCACCGCGGCCGAGCCGGUCGCGCGAACGACAUGACGACACAGAGAAACCACUGCCCAAGUUGAAAGAACAGGAGAAACCAAAUUUUGUAGCUUCAAAUAAAUUCAGCUUCCUCACGGAAGACGGCGAGGACGCGCCGCUCGAGUAACGCGCCACAUUCGACUCACAGCUAAAUCAAUAAACAAGUGUCCGUUCAGACUGUGUAAAGUGUAAAUUUAACAAGUGUCAACGUGCCGUCGGACUCACAGCACUAAGACUGUCUUACAUCGUGCUAUGUAAUAGGACUUGAUUAGUUAUAGUGUGGUGUGGAUAACGUGUAUUAGGGUCGCUAUAUGCUCAGUUCGCUACGAGGCCAGCCCCAGUCUUUAUUCCGACCGCUCGGCCGCGUCCGUUUCCGUUUCGCAUCUCUCUCUAUCGUCUGUCGCGCUUGCUUCCUCUCCUCGAGUGCUUGCGGCCGCUGGUCGCGGUAGAGACUGGGGCACCGCUGUGACCAUGUAAUAAUGUAUCGAUUGGUGUAAAUUUUUCUAUGCGUUUUAUGUCAGGUGCCUCUGACGUCGUUAAUUAUGGUGACAUGUUGGCCGAGAGCGAUUAUUGCCGUUGUUUGUAACAAAUAAUGUUUUUUGAUACAGGUGCUGCUCUCAAAUAACCUCAUUAUGUGAAUAUAUUAUUUUUAAUAUGUUUAUUAUUUGUCGCAAUCCUUUAUUAGAUAACAAGUCAGCGCCGCCCUAAUUAAACGUGUUUAUAUAAUACUUCUCAUGUUAAAUAUUUUAGUUGCUCUAGUUUAUUAUUUUUAGUAUGUUAGGUGUAUUAUUUAUCUUUACACUCGAAAUUGCAGAGUUAUAAGUUUAACUCGCGCUGCAAUAUUUGUAAUUAAUUAGAUAACCCCAUUGCAAGUAUGCAUCAAGGGCAUCAUUGAUGAAAUUUUAGUUAUUCAGAACCGCUGCAGGCGUGGGGGCCUGGUCACAAGCACCUAUAUUGUUGUAAUGAUGUGAAAUUUGUAUUGUCUCAUAAUUUUCUUUGUUUCUUAUAUUGUCUUAAUUGUGAAUUAUAAAUAAAUUACAUACUCUUUUUACAGCCAAA
This is a messenger RNA of Plutella xylostella (diamondback moth), 2854 nucleotides long. It is a transcript of the gene eIF4B, whose product is annotated as eukaryotic translation initiation factor 4B. NCBI's taxonomy places the organism in Eukaryota, Metazoa, Arthropoda, Insecta, Lepidoptera, Plutellidae. Gene Ontology annotation, molecular function: RNA binding. The record is from RefSeq and is a predicted model, not a curated record.